Molecule: messenger RNA, 1066 nt
Organism: Paralichthys olivaceus (Japanese flounder)
Lineage: Eukaryota; Metazoa; Chordata; Actinopteri; Pleuronectiformes; Paralichthyidae
Source: RefSeq, a predicted model, not a curated record
UGAUGACAUCAUGUCGUCUCUGCGUUGUGAUUGGCUGCAGUGAGUUAGAGCUCAGCUGUGUGUCAGUGAUUGUGUCAGUGAGUGUCAGUGAGUGUCAGUGAGCUGUUGAUGAACAUGAACGUCCUUGUCCUCUGCUUCGUCCUCAGUGUCUCAGCUGAAGGUCUACAUGUGGACCUUGCAGUGAAUGGUUGCUCAGACCAUGACGGUGAGCAGGUCUAUAACCUGGACGGUGAAGAGAUGUGGUUCGCUGACUUCAUCAAAAAGGAAGGAGUCGAGCCUCAGCCCCCGUUCAUUGAUCACAUGACCUUCCAGGACGGAGCUUAUCAACAAGCUGAGGCCAAUCAACAAAUCUGCAAAACAAACCUGGACGUAUCACGCAGAGCUAUGAAGGACUUUAAGAUCAAACAUGAUCCUCCCUCCAGUCCGAUGAUCUACACCAGAGACGCUGUGGAGCUCGGAGGGGAAAACACCCUGAUCUGUCAUGUGACUGGUUUCUAUCCUGCUCCCGUUCACGUCUACUGGACCAAGAACGGAGUGAACGUGACUGAAGGAACAAGUCUCAACGUUCCUUAUCCCAACACAGAUGGUUCCUUCAGACAGACGGCCAGACUGAAAUUCAUCGCUCAGCAGGGAGACGUCUACAGCUGCACAGUGUCACACCUGGCUCUGGACCAAUCACUGACCAAGAUCUGGGAUGUGGACGUGCAGCAGCCCAGUGUUGGACCGGCUGUGUUUUGUGGAGUGGGUCUGAGCGUCGGUCUGCUCGGAGUUGCUGCUGGAACCUUCUUCCUCAUCAAAGGGAACGAGUGCAGCUGAUUGGCUGCAGCUGAUUGGCUGCAGCUGAUUGGCUGCAGCUGAUUGGCUGCAGCUGAUUGGCUGCAGCUGAUUGGGACAUUUUCCUGCUUUUUUCUCAGCUGAAGCUUCGUCUCGUGUUUUGCAGCUUCGACGCGUUGUAACAAAGAUCAUAAAUAUCAUCUGUCUCUGUUUUCAAUCAGUAACGUUCUGAAAUCUUCUGCUCAACUUUUAUAAUUCAGUUCAACACUGAAGAAGAAUAAAGUUUUAUCAA